Molecule: messenger RNA, 2248 nt
Organism: Musca vetustissima
Lineage: Eukaryota; Metazoa; Arthropoda; Insecta; Diptera; Muscidae
Gene: eIF2A
Product: eukaryotic translation initiation factor 2A
Exons: 6
Coding region: 80-2248 (722 amino acids)
Biological process (GO): translational initiation
Cellular component (GO): cytosolic small ribosomal subunit
Molecular function (GO): tRNA binding; ribosome binding; mRNA binding
Source: RefSeq, a predicted model, not a curated record
CUUUACAAACAUUUACAGAAACGUAUCAUGGUGCGCUUUUUUAUGAGGUUGACUAGUUGAGGUUAGAUUUUGAUUGGCUAUGGCUGUAGAUUCGCCUGCCCUUGCAAUUCGCUCUAGCGUGGGAAUAGAACUGUGGGCUUCGUCUGGCUCGAAACAGCCUUACGAGCACAAGUCGAAUUUACCACGAGAGGAGACGAAAAAUUCUCGAUCAAUUUCAUUCAGCCCAGAUGGCCGCUAUUUUGCCUAUUCAAAUGGACAGGAGGUUAAGGUAUUGCAAACCGCCAACUGGCAAUUGCAGUGCACGCUGCCACGUCCCAAGGCAUUCUAUUUAAAAUUCUCACCGCGUGGCAAUUAUCUGUGUACAUGGGAACUGUAUGUGAUUACCAAGGACAUUCCCGAGGGAUCGCCGAAUAUGUUCGUGUAUGAAAUAGCCACCGGCAAGCAAGUAUUCAGCAUUGUGCAGAAAAAACAAACUGAUUGGGAACCCUCAUGGUCAUCGGACGAGGGCAUUUUCGCUAUCGUUGUGGGUGGGGAAUCACUGUUCUAUGAUUUGUCACAGGGUGUAGAAGGCUUUAAUGCUACCACCAAGAAAAUCGGUGGUAGCAAAGGUGGCAUACUAUCGGUGGGACCCGGUAGUAGUCCACCAUUUAUUGCCAUAUAUACACCGGGAGCCAAAGGUGCACCAUCCAUGUGCAAGUUGUACAAGUAUCCGGCAUUGGCACAAAAUCAAACAUUGGCAUGCAAAAGUUUCUUCAAUGCGGAUCGCGUUGAAAUGAUGUGGAAUAAACGUGGAACCGGUCUGCUAUUGUUAACCAGUACCGAGGUGGACAAGACCGGCGCAUCGUACUAUGGUAAUCAAGCUUUGCAUUUCUUGAAUACCAAGGGCGAUUCGUGUUCGGUGCCACUGUCCAAGGAAGGUCCAGUGCAUUGCGUCAAAUGGAGUCCCAAAGCAACGGAAUUUGUCGUUGUCUAUGGUUAUAUGCCAUCGAAGGCAGCUUUGUACAAUUUGAAAUGCGAUGUUAUAUUCGAUUUCAAGGAAGGUCCACGCAAUUGUGCCUAUUUCAAUCCAUUUGGAAAUCUAGUCGUUUUAGCUGGUUUUGGAAACUUACCUGGCAAUGUGGAAAUCUGGGAUGUUAAAAUGAAGGAAAUGAUAGCCAAUAUCAAAUGUCCCGAUACUACUCAUUUUGAAUGGAGUCCUAAUGGAGAAUAUUUUGUAACAGCCACAACUGCUCCUAGACUACGCAUAGGAAAUGGCUUCAAAGUCUACCACUAUUCGGGGGCCCUCAUGCACGAAACAAUUUGGCCUCAAGGUCAGGAGUUAUUGGCCGUUGAAUGGCAACAAUUUGCCGAGAAUACUUUUACGGAACCGAUCAUAACCAAGGCCAAGCAGGAGGGUAUCAAAUCAAGUCAACCGGAAGCCAGCAAAAAGGUGUAUACACCACCACAUUUGCGUGGUGGCAAUAAUGUUGACAAAAUUAUACAGCCACAAAGCACCAUACCAGGUCUACCACCAGGUUAUUCUUCCUCACAAGCCAACAAUAAGAAACAAGGUGCUCAAAAGUCACAACAACAUCAUCAACAACAACAACAUAACAAUAACCAACAACAGCAGCAGCAACAACAAAAUCAGGCAAACAAGAAACGUAAUAACUUUGAUAGAACUAAGGCAAGAAGGGAAUCCAAAGGUGAGGGAGGAGCAGGAGGAGCCGCUGGUAACAAUAAUCAAUCGCCUCAAGUUAAUUUGAAUCAAAAUAAUGCUGGUGCUGCUGCAUCAUCGCCCUCAAAUGGCGAGGCUACUGUUGCUCAAGGCAAUCAACAACAAGAUGAAAAUGGACAACAGCGUCCACAAAAUAAGCGCAAUCCUAACAAUCGUCGCCAACAGCCACAUCAACAACAAUAUCAACAAAGACGGCAACCAAACAACAAUCAGCAUAACAAUGCUACCAAUAAUGAGAAAUCCCAUGAGAACAAUGUUUCGGAGCAACACCAAGACAAAGCAGGAAAUCAGGGAGGAGGCGGAGAACAACAACAACCACAAACUGCCCAACCGCAACAACAGCCAUCGAAAAAGGCUGCCAAUCCGGAGAAAGACAAGAAAAUCCGUAAUGUUGCCAAAAAAUUGUCCGAUAUCAAAAAGUUGAAGGUUCGCCAAGAACAGGGAGAAGUCUUGGAAUUAAAUCAACUCAAUAAAAUCGCUAUGGAAGCCAAGUUUUUGGAAGAAUUGAAAGCUUUGAAAUUGUCUAACUAA